CCGCUGGAGCGUACCAGGAGCACUAACCGACAAACAUAACUCUUUGAAUCUUCUCUUUGCUGCCUGUGUGUUUGUCGUGACCAAAGACGUGUGAACAUUUAAUAUCUAUCUAGUUACCAUAUCAUACUUACAUACAAAUACACGUGUAUCUAUACAGAGAGACAGAGAGAGGGAGGGAGAGAGAUUCUCAGCUUGAAGAGAGAGAGAGAGAGAGGGAUUAUCAGCUUGAAGAGAGAGGCACGGAGAGAGAGAGAUUAUCAGCUUGGAGAGAGACACAGGGAGAGAGAGAUUAUCAGCUUGGAGAGAGAGAGAGAGAAAGGGAGGGAGAGAGAGAUUAUCAGCUUGAAAAAUUCCUAGGUUCAAAUUGGUGCAAAUUCAAGAAGUUGAAGGCCCAAGGUUCACUUUGUAGAUCUACUCAUGAUGUGAGUUUUUAAGAGAAUGAAGUGAAUUUAGUUGAGAUUGUGUGGAAUGAUAAAAGGGUGUUUCUCUGGAUUUGAUUUGGCAAGGAAGUGAAGUAUUUAGAAGGUGAACAUUGAUAAGGCUUGGUUUGGGGGAUAUGCAAUUAAGGGGUUCUUCCUUGGAGGAAGGGAAGAAUCCUACUGUUACAGUUAAAAUCAACCAACCUAGAGUCAUGCCACACAGGCUCCUCAAGUUACUUUUGCUGUUUCUGGUUUUAUGUUUCAUCUUUUCGGCUGUUACCAUAUCUCUCAUUCGGCAUUUUGGAGGUCAGAGCAUAUUUGUGACAAACAUGUCGAGGACUACCUUUUUGUCGUGCAUUGAUGAAGAGCCUCUUAAUUUUGAUCGUUGGAUCAGACCUCCAACUAACUUGUUGCACAGUAUGAAUGAUAGUGAGCUUUUGUGGCGGGCUUCAUUUAUCCCACAAAGGAAGGAGUAUCCAUUUAAAAGAGUUCCAAAAAUUGCAUUCAUGUUCUUGACCAAAGGGCCAUUGCCACUGGCACCUAUUUGGGAGAGGUUUUUUAGAGGGCAUGAUGGCCUUUAUUCUAUCUAUGUUCAUUCCCUGCCAUCAUUUAAACCUCAGUUUCCAUCUUCAUCAGUUUUCUACAAGAGACAGAUACCAAGUCAGGUAUCGGAAUGGGGGAGGAUGAGUAUAUGUGAUGCUGAGAGAAGACUUCUUGCUAAUGCCUUGCUUGACAUCUCAAAUGAAUGGUUCAUUCUCCUCUCAGAGUCGUGCGCUCCACUCUCCAAUUUUACUGUUGCCUAUCAGUACCUAAUGAAAUCCAAAUAUAGUUUCAUUGGUGCAUUUGAUGACCCGGGACCUCAUGGAAGAGGACGUUAUAAGGAGAACAUGCUACCUGAAGUGAACAUUAGCGAAUGGCGGAAAGGAUCACAAUGGUUUGAAGUUAAUCGUAAGCUUGCCAUCAGUAUAGUGGAAGACAACAAAUUUUAUCCAAAAUUUUUGGAGUUCUGCAGACCUCCAUGUUAUGUGGACGAGCACUACUUUCCCACCAUGCUGACAAUUCGAGCACCAACGAUGUUAGCAAACAGAAGCAUCACUUGGGUGGAUUGGUCGAGGGGCGGACCUCACCCUGCCACCUUUGGAAGAGGUGAUAUUACCGAGGAAUUCAUGAAAAGAGUCCUGGAACAUCAGAACUGCACUUACAAUGGUCAGCAAUCAUCAGUGUGCUAUCUUUUUGGUAGAAAAUUCGCUCCAAGUACGUUGGAACCUUUGCUGCUCUUAGCGCCAAAAUAUCUGGGAUUUUGAUAAAUCAACUGCUCUAACUCCUGUAUCCUCUCAAGUACAAGUUUCUUGUUGCUUGGUCUCCCCAAUCUAUCUUAUACUAAAAUGUAUACAAGUUGUAGACUUGAACAAAUCUUUUAGCUUGACUUGGUCAUAUGCAGAUACUUGUGUCAGAUGUAUAGAAAAUAUAGCAUGAUAACAUGGUUUUCAUAAUUAUAUUUUUUGUAUUCAAGGAGGUUAAUCAGAGAUGCAUCAUUGGAUCAGUUUAGUUUAUCA
Messenger RNA from Daucus carota subsp. sativus, 1975 nucleotides. Its product is annotated as glycosyltransferase BC10. The transcript is spliced from 5 exons. Gene Ontology annotation, molecular function: glycosyltransferase activity. Lineage: Eukaryota; Viridiplantae; Streptophyta; Magnoliopsida; Apiales; Apiaceae. The record is from RefSeq and is a predicted model, not a curated record. The coding region runs from base 557 to 1723 and encodes 388 amino acids. Gene Ontology annotation, cellular component: membrane.